AUGCCGCUAGAGCCAGAUACCGAUCCGCAGGGUGACAGAAGGAGGGCUAAACGGAGAAAACUUGAGUCCGACGAUAAAAGAGAAGGACUGCAAGCCUUUCGCUAUGGUCACUAUGGCCAAGUCGUUCCUGGGGCGCUCAGAAUGGAAAUCAAGAUGUGCGAUGGUGGAACGUACGACGAUGAUACCGAUGGCGAGAAUGCGUCUCCUGAGUGCGUUCUGCGAAACGAUUCGACUGUUUACUGUACGAAGACAGAUCGGUGCAAUUUGAUCCUGAAGCAUCGGGAAGACACCCCGUUCUGCUUAAGCAGAAUUGUCAUUAGAGCUCCAAAGAUUGGCUACGAUGCUCCGAUACAAGAGGGAAUGGUCUUCGUUUCAAUGACAUAUGACGACGUCUUGGCUCGAACAGCGGCUUUCAGGGUACUCAAAUCGGAUCCUCGACGUCCCCUCCGAAAUAGGCGGAAUGGAAUGCAACCCUCCGAACAAUAUAUGAACGCAUUUCGCACCCCACUCCAAUAUUUAGAAAGAUCUGCUUCUGGUAGCACGGAUUCUCCGUCAGACUCUGAUAGUGAUAUCAGUGCCAUCGCAGGCCCUGACGCUCCUGAUCCUAUGGCCGAAUUCCAGGUGACAACUGAGUAUGACGGUACCUCGGACGGGGAUGACGGGGAUGAUUUGGACAGCGAGGACGAUAUGGCAGAUGACUUCGAACGCUCCGAAAGUGAGGACAGCGGAACAGAGAGAGUCGUAGCGGAUGAGGCAACAUUCAACCGCAGACGUGAUGAGAUGCUGCAGCGUAUAGAGGCCAUGGAGUGGUCAUAUGAGGUCGAACAUCGCGGACUACAACGGCGGCGUCGGGUACCCACUCAUGUUGAGCCUGCUGCAGCUUCUGCGCCCUCAGAUUCCCAGCGCACAAGCCCGUCCUCCCCACCUGUCCUGAAGCCACAUGCACGCUUCUCGAUAGAGCGAGCGAAGAGUAUGGUCAACAUCAAGUUCGACCCCCCAGCGUCUGGGAGAUACGUUCUAGUGAAGCUAUGGAACCCCCGCAUCGACGGCAACAUCGAUAUCCAGAGCAUCGUCACAUACGGCUGGAGUUCUCGGAUUCAAAAGGAAUGGAUGCUUACUCAUUGA
Molecule: messenger RNA, 1125 nt
Organism: Aspergillus clavatus NRRL 1
Lineage: Eukaryota; Fungi; Ascomycota; Eurotiomycetes; Eurotiales; Aspergillaceae
Exons: 4
Coding region: 1-1125 (374 amino acids)
Source: RefSeq, a predicted model, not a curated record